UCGACGCACUUCAGACGAACCACUUGCUGGAAUUUGGGCGAGAGGGCACUGUUGCUGAUUACGGCCGGAGUGGAGCUCCUAAGGUGCGACUACACGCGGACUGCUCUUGGCCAAAUGGGUUGGAUGGUUGUCGGUAGUCAGUUGUAUUUGAUGGCUGACCGGGCCAGAACGUGAUUCCCUCCCAGGAGAAAAUAUUUAAUAUAUUUGACUUGGCAAUUUUCAAAACUACAUUCGCUAAUUUUAUGUGGAUGACCAGCAGCAGCUGAUUCGUGAAAUGCCCAGCGAUAUUUACUGGGAACCGAGGAAUUUGGAACAUCGAGGGCAUCUUCAUAUUUAAUACCAGCAUUUCUAAAAUUCACUAGCUGAAAUUACACUGGAAUAAUCAUAAAUCCGGGAAAUCGAAUUUAAAUAGAGCAUUUCCGUGGCACGUUCGGACUUUUGAAGAUAAGCCACAAUUCGAUAAGCUUUAUCAUCUGGACGGAGCCAAUUCGAUAAUCGUAGACCGAGGAGCAUACAUAAGUCAGUUUUCCAAGUGGAUCAUGGCAGCCCAAAGUAAGCUGGCUGAGAUAGCCUUGAACUGCUCCUGCUAUGAGUACAACCAUCCGUGGACCUCGAGCUGUGCCUGUGCUGCGGCGGGCAUGAUGCUCUCCGAGAUCCCCCCCAGUCUGCGUACCUACGCCACUGUUUAUGUGUUGGCCCUGAUCAUGCGGGGACGAAUCCCCUCACUGAAGGACCUCGGACGCACUGCAUCUGGAAUCCUGCAAUCCACCGCUUUCCUUUCGAUGAAUGGCGGUCUCUUCAUUUUUGCGGUGUGCUUCUUGCGGCAGAUCUUUGGUGGAUUCUACUUCUGGACAGUGGCAUGGUUGCCUUCGUUCCUGGCCAGCUUCGCCUGCCUCGCCUUCGAGCGUCCGGAGCGCCGUGCUCCACUGGCCAUGUAUGUGGCCAAUGUGGGCAUUGAGACUCUGUGGAAGAUGUUGGAGUCCCGAGGAUUUGUGCGAUCCAUUCCCAAUGGACAGGUGCUCAUAAUGGGCGUCAGUGUCACCGCCUUGAUGUAUCUAUAUCGCGCUGGACUUCACAAGACGGUGGCCAAGGACGCGACCUUCAAGGCUUUGGGUCUGAUUGUGGGCAAGGAGGAGGCGGGUCCGCUUAAGACUCCUGUGGUGACCACUUCGCAGAGUUCCCGACAGGCUCCGCUCAACUUCCGAUGCAUUUCUUCGUAUCUUCAGCUCUACGACCGUCUGCUUAAGUCCAAACAUCCCAGUUGUCCACACAAGCAGGGAUGCGCUCCAUACGCUCUUCUUGGGGGUUUGAAACCCUUCCUGGGAGGCGUGGGUUUAUCGGUGGGUCUCAAACUGCUGCUCAACAUUACCAAGAUCUUCCAGUUCAAGAUGCAGUGGCGCAAGCAGAUCUUCAACCAGGGCUCCUUGCAAUUGGGUCUUGCUCUAGGCACCUUCUCACUGCUCUUCAAGUCAAUUUCCUGUGGACUUCGGCACUCUUUUGGAUUUGACAAUGCUCACUUCGCCAUUCCAGCUGGCUUGAUCGGAUCGAUUGGCCUGCUGCGUUUCCCCAACACCACGGUGGCCUUGUAUCUGAUGUGGAAAGCCCUACAACUCUUCUAUAACUGGGGCAUUGCCGAAGGAAAAGUACCCGAAGUUCCACACUUUGCGAUGCUCAUGUAUGGAUUCUUCACGGCCGUGCUGUUCCACUCGGCCAUCCUUGAAGCUCGUUCCCUGCGGCCCAGUUACUACAAGUUCCUGAUGAACAUCUCGGGCAAUCGCAUCAGCCGCUUCAAUGUGAAACCCUUUGAGGCCUACGGAUUGAAGAGCCAGGACCAGAUCAACUAUGUGAUUAAGAAAUUGGGCAUCGACAUGACCUCCCCCUUCCCAAUUUGUGCCCUGACUGUCUAGAUGGUUCUUCUCUCCACAUACUGUUGAAUAAAAAAAGAAAAUACAAUACAAUAAAUGUGUAUCACAA
Drosophila rhopaloa is the source of this 1974-nucleotide messenger RNA. RefSeq names its product transmembrane protein 135-like. NCBI's taxonomy places the organism in Eukaryota, Metazoa, Arthropoda, Insecta, Diptera, Drosophilidae. The record is from RefSeq and is a predicted model, not a curated record. The transcript has 4 exons. Bases 540 to 1907 code for a protein of 455 amino acids.